UGAAUUCGUUUGGAUGGGCGCUUUCGUGCUCUAGACCGUUGUUGCCGACUCGGAGAGAACAUUGAGAUUUUGUUUGGUGCGUAUUUUCGCAAUAAUGGACAAGGAUUUUCUCUAGAAAACAAGCAAUUUCCCUUUUUUCCGUUUAGUGGUCUAUGUGUAUCCUCCUAAAACUGAAAACCGCACCUUAAGACAAGAACAUAAAGAUGUAUGUAUUUGUAAACAUAGUGGACACUUUGGAUGGUAGGGCAUCGUUGUUUCAGGAGAACAAAUAAUAAUAAUAAAAAUAAUAAUAAUAACAAUAAUUAAAAAAAACUUAUUGUCUGUUUUACCUAAUGUUCCAUGAAAGCGCGCGCGCUCGGCGGAGACACAGUGGAGCUCUCACUGAAGGAACCAACAGUUUUCGGACAGUUGCUUUCCUCGUCGUUUUCUCACUAUUUUCCGAGGAGUUGUUGUCUUCUUUGUCGGUUUCUCGUCGUUCUACUGAAGAGAAGCUUCUUGCGUUGAGACAUCGCUGAGCUCUGCGCACUUCAGAGGGCAUGUGGCUCUCGUGCGACGCCCGGAAACGCGCCUGCGCUCCAAGCAUCACCUGGAAGCUCCGCGCGCGAGCCUGACUUUUCGCCAGCUUUCUGUCUUCGGGCUACUUUUUUUCUGUCAUCGGAAACGAUCAUGCGAUGAGUGAGUUUCGUCUGGGGUUAAUACCAGAAGCAAUUAGCCUACAGGAGGUGAAUGAUGGCUGAGGAUGGAGGAAAUAUUUCUGAGGAACACACAACAAGGGAGGGAGAUGGUACAUCCUCUCUUCCCAGGACCUUCAUCCGACUGAAUGAUCUGUCUGGUGGAGGAGAGCAAGGAGCUGAUGAUGAAGCUCAUAAUGGAGCAGAGAGGAGGGAGAGCGCAGGAGGCCCAGUGGCCGAGGAAGCAGCUUCGGCCGAAGAAGGUGGAGACGCUUUGCCCUAUCCCUCCCUGGCACCUGUUGUCUUCUUCUACCUGAAGCAAACUACACGUCCUAGGAGUUGGUGUCUGAAAAUGGUCUGCAAUCCGUGGUUUGAACGAGCCAGUAUGCUAGUGAUCCUGCUGAACUGUGUGACUUUGGGCAUGUUCCACCCGUGUGAGGACAGUGACUGUGACUCAGAACGCUGCAAGAUCCUCGAGGAUUUUGAUGACUUCAUUUUUGCAUUUUUUGCUGUGGAGAUGGUGAUUAAGAUGGUAGCACUGGGCAUCUUUGGCAAAAAGUGUUACCUUGGGGAUACCUGGAAUCGGCUUGACUUCUUCAUUGUGCUGGCUGGGAUGCUGGAAUAUUCGCUCAACCUGCAGAAUGUCAGUUUCUCUGCUGUUCGUACUGUCAGAGUGCUCAGGCCUCUACGAGCGAUCAACCGAGUGCCCAGUAUGAGAAUCUUGGUGACUCUCCUGCUGGACACUCUCCCUAUGCUGGGCAAUGUGCUGCUGCUCUGCUUCUUUGUUUUCUUCAUCUUUGGGAUUGUUGGGGUCCAGCUAUGGGCUGGGCUGCUCCGUAACCGCUGCUUCCUGCCUGUGAACUUCUCUGUUCCCCAAAGUGUAGACCUGCCCAAUUACUACCACGAUGACGAUGAGAGCCCGUUCAUCUGCUCUCUGAUGGGGGAUAAUGGCAUGCGCCACUGCUACUCCAUUCCUAUUCUGCAUGAGGAGGGUAUGAAGUGUCAGCUGGAUAUGGGAGCCUACAACAGAACAGAUAACACCACAUGUGUCGAUUGGAACCAGUACUAUACCAACUGCUCUGCUGGGGACGUCAACCCUUUUAAGGGUGCCAUCAACUUUGAUAACAUAGGCUAUGCCUGGAUUGCCAUUUUUCAGGUCAUCACUCUGGAGGGUUGGGUGGACAUCAUGUACUUUGUAAUGGAUGCACACUCCUUCUACAAUUUUAUCUACUUCAUUUUCCUGAUUAUAGUGGGCUCAUUCUUCAUGAUCAACCUGUGCCUAGUUGUCAUAGCCACCCAGUUCUCUGAAACGAAGCAGCGUGAAAGUCAGCUGAUGAAGGAGCAGAGAGUGCGAUUCAUGUCCAAUGCCAGCACACUAGCCAGUUUCUCAGAGCCAGGUAGCUGUUACGACGAGCUCCUCAAAUACCUGGUUUACAUUGUUCGGAAAGGCACCAGGCAGUUAGGCCACCUAACCCGGGCAGCUGCUCGUCGGGCAGGCAUCAGGAUAUGCGCCUCACCUGCCCUUGAACCUCCAAAUGCAAAGAGACGAAGGCACAGGAAGCAGCAGGGCUCCAUUCAUCACCUUGUCCACCAUCACCAUCACCACCACCAUCACUACCAUCUUGGUAACGGGAAUAUCCGGACUGACAGCAGCCAAGAACUGGAGGUAGCCUCACGAAACCACAACAGGAAUGGAGCAGGAACGGGACGUCUUACUCUCCCCACCAUUGUGCCUCUGCAGGACCCGUCCCCUUCUUGCUCUGCAGCUCUGGGCUCCAGCAGUGCUGAAUCUAUACACAGCACCUACCACACAACCUGCCACAUGGAGCCACAUCGUGCCCCCACAUUAGGCCAUCCAGUGCUCCAGGCCUACAAGAGGAACUCGGUGCCAUUUGCUGCACCAGUGCAUAAGAACUAUCCAACUCUGCAACCUCGUGUAGCCCUGGAACAGCUCAGACAGAGGGCGCUGGAACCUGGAGGAGCCUGUUGCACUGCCAACAUCCUCAGCAACCUCAACAUACCUCCAAACCCUAUCAAUACAUCCCAGUGCCUGCUGGACACACAAGGGCCUCCAGGGAAUUCCUCACGCAAGCUCUCCAAUACCAACUGCAGUGGUACAAAUUUGGAUGCUAUGCUGACGUUUGACCCUGAGACCUGCCCCUACUGUAUUAAAUCACUGGGUAAUGAUUCAGAGGGAACUGAAGCGAACGAGACCGCAGACUCAGACAGCGAGGGAGUGUAUGAAUUCACACAAGACGCACACUAUCGGGAUGGCAGAGACCCCAAUAGGAAAAAGAAAUUUAAAUUAGGGGCUCGGGCAGCGAAGGUAGUGCACUUCUGGAGACUGGUGUGUGACACGUUCCGCAAGAUUGUAGACAGCAAGUAUUUUGGACGAGGCAUCAUGAUCGCCAUCCUCAUCAAUACCCUCAGCAUGGGAAUCGAGUACCAUGAGCAGCCUGAUGAGUUAACCAACGCGCUGGAGAUCAGUAAUAUUGUGUUUACCAGUCUGUUUUCGCUGGAGAUGCUCCUGAAGCUCCUGGUGUAUGGCCCUUUUGGCUACAUCAAGAACCCUUACAACAUCUUUGAUGGCAUUAUUGUCGUAAUAAGUGUGUGGGAGAUCGUGGGCCAGCAGGGUGGGGGCUUGUCAGUGCUGAGGACCUUCAGGUUGAUGCGGGUGUUGAAGCUGGUGCGCUUCAUGCCUGCGCUACAGAGACAGCUUGUGGUUCUGAUGAAAACUAUGGACAACGUGGCCACUUUCUGCAUGCUGCUGAUGCUCUUUAUCUUCAUCUUCAGUAUUUUGGGAAUGCACCUGUUUGGGUGUAAGUUUGGCUCAGAGAGAGACGGUGACACAAUGCCCGACCGCAAGAAUUUUGACUCUUUGCUUUGGGCCAUUGUCACAGUGUUUCAGAUCCUUACCCAGGAGGACUGGAAUAAGGUUCUCUAUAAUGGCAUGGCCUCCACCUCACCUGUGGCGGCACUCUACUUCAUUGCCCUGAUGACCUUUGGGAAUUACGUGCUGUUCAACUUGCUGGUGGCUAUCCUAGUGGAGGGCUUCCAGACUGAGGAACUGGCCAAGAGGGAAGACUUGCAUGGUCAACUGAGCUGUAUUCAGCUGCCAAUAGACUCAGGGGGUGAUGGCUCCAAGUCGGGCUCGGAAGCAGAUUUCUAUACACGAAGCAUUGAUGAUGUGCGCAGAAGCAAAAAAGAUGUGUCCACUUCAUCUGUAGUGCCCAUCAAUGGCCAUGUGGAUCUGAAGGCCAGCCUUACACCUCCUCUGAUCACUCACACAGCUGCAACACCCAUGCCUGUGCCCAAGAUCUCAGGAGGAGAAGACCUCACUUUGGGCUACGAAUCACGCAGGGGCAGCAACGUUUCUGUGGAGCCUGGCUGCCAGGACAAAACUCCGUCGAGUGUGCGAAGCUCCCCACAUGCCCCCUGGAGUUCCAGCAGUAGCUGGAAUAGUCGACGCUCCAGCUGGAACAGUCUGGGCCGAGCCCCGAGCCUGAAGAGGCAGAAGCGGCAGUCGGGCGAGCGACGCUCCUUGCUCUCCGGCGAGGGCCACUCCAGCUCUGAUGAGGAUGGUGCUGGAGGGGGCAGUGGUGGAGGAAGGAUGUUGGAAGGUGAUAAUGUUUCCCUCAGCAGGACAGAUUCUUUUGGCCAAAGGCCACGGCACAGGCGGAUGGAAUCUCUAGAGACACGCAGCUCCUUUGACCUGCCUCCAGACACACUGCAGGUGCCUUACCUGCACAGAUCCGCUAGCAUCCACAGCACACGGCCACCAAAUCUGAUCAGCAACGGCAAGAGCUCGCCCACAGGGGCCACCACGCAGCUCUCAUUAGAUGAUCAUCACAGUGAGGAUGACAAUGCUGAUGAGGAGGGAAACCUGAGUCGACGAGCACGUCUGUACCGUUGGCUGGAGCGUAAGCAGCCUGAAUGGUGCAGGCAGAGGAACACCUGGUCUCUCUACCUGUUUCCUCCUGAGUCCAGGAUUCGUGUGAGCUGCAAUAAAAUCAUCACGCACAAGAUGUUUGACCAUGUGGUGCUUGUUAUUAUCUUUCUCAACUGCAUCACCAUUGCCAUGGAGAGGCCCAAGAUCGACACAAAGAGUCCUGAGCGUAUAUUCCUGACGGUGUCCAACUACAUCUUCACAGCCAUCUUCGUGACUGAAAUGACAAUAAAGGUGGUGGCCCUGGGAUGGUGUUUUGGGGAGAAGACAUACCUGAAGAGCAGCUGGAAUAUUUUGGAUGGGAUGCUGGUGCUCAUCUCAGUCAUUGACAUCUUAGUGUCUAUGAUCUCAAACAGUGGCACUAAGAUCUUGGGCAUGCUGCGUGUGCUGAGGCUGCUCAGAACUCUACGCCCCCUCCGGGUGAUCAGCAGGGCUCCAGGGCUCAAGUUGGUGGUUGAAACUCUGAUGUCAUCCCUUAAACCAAUCGGAAACAUUGUAGUCAUCUGCUGCGCCUUCUUCAUUAUUUUCGGGAUCUUGGGGGUGCAGCUGUUCAAGGGAAAGUUCUACAUGUGUGACGGGGAGGAUACACAGAAUAUAACAAAUAAGUCAGACUGCCUUCUUGCUAAAUAUAAGUGGGUUAGGCAGAAGUACAAUUUUGACAACCUGGGACAGGCUCUGAUGUCUCUGUUUGUACUGGCCUCUAAAGACGGCUGGGUCGACAUUAUGUAUGAUGGGCUAGAUGCUGUAGGCGUUGAUCAGCAGCCCAUAAUGAACCACAACCCCUGGAUGCUGCUGUAUUUCAUCUCUUUCCUGUUGAUCGUGGCGUUUUUUGUGCUCAAUAUGUUUGUGGGUGUGGUGGUGGAGAACUUCCACAAGUGUCGGCGGCACCAGGAAGCUGAAGAGGCCAAGCGGCGCGAGGAGAAACGCCUGAAAAGGAUGGAGAAAAAGAGAAGGAAUAUAAUGCUGACGGGUGUCAGCUGGUCCAGUCCUGAGAGCGGAGUGACAGAGGCUCAGUGUAAGCCUUACUACUCAGACUACUCUCCCACUCGCCGCCUCAUCCACAAGAUGUGCACUAGCCACUACCUGGAUCUUUUCAUCACCAUCGUCAUAGGCCUCAACGUCAUCACUAUGUCCAUGGAGCACUACCAGCAGCCCAAGGUGCUCGAUGAAGCUCUGAAAAUCUGCAACUACAUUUUCACCAUCAUCUUUGUGCUGGAGUCAGUCUUCAAACUUGUGGCAUUUGGAUUUAGGCGUUUCUUUAAAGACAGGUGGAACCAGUUGGAUCUAGCUAUUGUGCUGCUGUCCAUUAUGGGAAUAACUCUGGAGGAGAUCGAGGUCAACGCCUCACUCCCUAUCAACCCUACCAUCAUACGAAUCAUGAGGGUGCUACGCAUUGCUCGUGUGUUAAAGCUCUUGAAGAUGGCUGUGGGAAUGCGAGCUCUCCUAGACACAGUGAUCCAGGCCCUGCCUCAGGUGGGGAAUCUGGGUCUUCUCUUCAUGCUUCUCUUCUUUAUCUUCGCAGCACUGGGAGUAGAGCUGUUUGGUGAUCUGAUAUGUGAUGAGUCACAUCCCUGUGAGGGCCUUGGACGCUACGCCACAUUCAAGAACUUUGGCAUGGCCUUUCUCUUGCUGUUCCGCGUGUCCACUGGGGACAAUUGGAACGGCAUUAUGAAGGACACAUUGCGAGACUGUGCUCAUGAGACUGGAACAUGCUACAACACAGUGGUGUCUCCUAUUUACUUUGUGUCCUUUGUGCUGACGGCUCAGUUUGUGUUGGUCAACGUUGUAAUCGCCGUCCUCAUGAAGCACCUAGAAGAGAGCAACAAAGAGGCGAAGGAGGAGGCUGAGCUAGAAGCAGAAAUGGAGCUAGAGGCAGUAGGGGGAGAUGGGGGGAUGACUGGGGGACACAUUUCCCCUCUGGCCCUGCGAGACAUAGGUGGGCCUGCAGGGUCUCGCUGGAUCUCCAGAGACUCACAGGACAGAGGUUAUCCCCCAGACAGCCCAUCAGCGGCCAUACGCAGAGACUCAUCAGCACACAAGACAGACCAGCCUCAAGGUCUGGAGCCUCCGUUACAGCGGAGGCCCAUGUUUGACUCGGUAUCCCUGGUGAUCCAGGGCUCACUGGAAGGAGAGCUCAGCCUAAUGGACAACCUUUCUGGCUCCAUCUGCCACUACUACGCUCUGCCCCCUCUCCCCAGCAAGUACUGCAAUGAGAAACAGAUCCCCCUAGCUGAGAUGGAAGCUCUGUCUCUGGCAUCGGAGAAAUCCUGGUCCUUAGCUCUGACGGAUGACUCUGUCCCCGAUGAUUUUAAUCCCCUCUUACUAACCAGUCUGGAGUGCAAUAAUACAGAUCCGCCUGAACCAACAACUGAGUCUGUGCAGCCACAAGAACGUCUGGAAGAGCACCUGCUCUGUGUGAAGAAGACAUCAGUCGGGCGUGCACACUCCUUACCCAAUGACAGCUACAUGUUCCUGCCCCACCAGCCCAUCCCAUCCUCAACAACCCUCAUGACCUCAGCUAAGCAGACUCAGUCAGGCUCCAUCAGCUCUGUACAGUCUCAGACAGAGGAGACCACACAGCACCUCACUGUACCUACAGAGCUCUUCCGGCCCAUCAGUCCCCACAGCCUGUCUGACUCAGAGUGUAUUCCCAGAAUCCCUCCCCCUCGCCGAGGACACACACUCUCUCGCACCCUGCGCCGACAGUCUCAUUUUAACAACCUCGCUUUCUCAUCUUAUCAUGCCUUAAACACUCUCCCCCGUGCCCUUCCUUCUCACUUCCACCUCUCCCACCCCUGCUUUCCUCAGGUGGCAGUGAGCACUGACUCUCAGGAGGCCUUGUACACAAAAGGAGAGGAGAAUGAGAGCCCCAAGGGGCUUGGUGAACUCUCUACUCCUCAGACUACAUUCCCAGCACUGCAGCAGUUUCCCCAACCGUCACUCUUCCUCGUUCCUGCAACGCCAGGUGCCUCUCCCAAACCAAUGCACGGCAGUGUACACACACAGCACAACCCUCAUGAUCAAUACAACAUCUGCUCCAGGCACCGGUGCUCUCCCUCUGCCAAUGAUAAAUCUGAGGAGGAGGACUCGGUGGAUCAGGAGGUGUCUCAAAUAAUCCGAUCAGGUUUUGAAGAUCAUAGAGGUCAGGACUGCAUUAGAGGAGGUGGAUUUGGGGGAGGGCUGUGUGAAGGCCGCGGCCCAUCUCUGAGGCAGUUGAAGAAAUAUCACAGUGCGGACGUGCAGAGUAGGCGAGCACCACUGCUACUGCCACGGCCCUCUUCCUGGCUUGAUGACCCACGGCGCCACUCCAUUGAGGUGUGUCCAUCAGCAGAGAGCAGCCCCCAGAGAAGCUCAGUUUCCUCUGGCUUUGUGUCGCGUGCAGACAGCUUACAACAGCCCUCACCCCGGACACGCAAGAAGAAAAAGAUGAGCCCUCCUUGCAUCUCUGUGGACCCUCCAGAGGGACUGGUGCUUCCUAGGGACUUCCAGCUAGUAUUGGACACUGGGAUGGGUACAAUGCCACCCUCUCUGCCCAGCAGGGACACCUGCCUGAGAAGGAGAGCCCCCUCCAGUGAAUCCAAGGACUCAUUUGAUCUGGGUGGAGGAGGAGAAGGGUUGCCCCAAGAGGGGGUGUCUAACCCCAAGCUAUUAACUCUGCCCAACUUCUCUUUUGAGAAAACGAGCUCUGAGCACUGAACAUGUACACACACAAAUGCACAAAAGUGCAUAUGAAUGCAUAUAUGCACAUGCGUAAACAAGACGAUGCACUUUGUGUGUCCAUGACAGUGAUAAUAGUAAUAAUAGCAUAGAGAGUAAUAGUGUUAAACACAACAAUGGUGAAUAACCAAUGAUCAUGAUGAAUAGUGACCAUUUCUUGUAUUUGUCUGUACUGCCAAAAAAGAAAAACAAAACAACACUGUAAUGAGGACAAACCAAGCUAAUAACAGAACAGUCUCUCUUCCAUCAUGCCAGCAGGCGUACGCUGGCAAUCCUAUGACCUCCUAUUAAAUGUUGUUAUUGGGGCCCCACAGGGCUCCUUCUGGCUGUUUUGGAGACUUUUUAGCACAGCUCUUCUUCCCCAAGAGCAGUGGUGAAGGUACAAAGCAAUAUGAACGUUUUAGAGACACUAUUUUCUUAAAUUAUUGGGCCAUAGUAUUUGUACAGGAUGUAGAUUUUUUUAAUUUCAAUAUAUUUUUAUUUGUGUCCCUUUGUGACUUUUCAAUGUUUAAAUUGUUUGUUGUUUUGCUUUAUUUUUUCACCAUAGGAUAUUUUUAGCUUUAGGAAGGAUUAAAAAAAAAAAGGAAAAGUUUUUUCGUUUAAGAUCCAUGUAUUUGUAGUAAUAAUGUUUAUACAUAUAUAUAUAUAUAUAUAUAUAUAUAUAUAUAUAUAUAUAUAUAUACAGUAUAUAUAUAACUCAUUAAAUUGCUCUUUGAUUUUUAAACACAAACAAAUGUUCUUAGUGAGUUGAAUAAUCAGCCUUAUUUGUGUUUGCUGCUCAGAAAUGUGUCCUGUCAUCAACAUGGCACAGUCUCAUUACUGGCCUAUUCAUCAAAAAGCAAACACUACGUGCGGCCAUUCGUUUCCUUUAUAUGUAUGAACCCUGUGACAUUGACCUGUGAUAUUGACAUAACAUGCAUUGAGUUCUGUAGUCACUUUUUUUUUUUAAAGAAAUUAAUGUAAAAUUCACAUUUAUUAGGCAAAAUACAUUUCAGUAUCAAAAUAAUAUCCAACCCAGCUGUUUUGCUUUUCCACUUCUUCAGAAAGUUUCAGUUGAUUUUCAGUGUGACAUGAUCAAAAUACAUGUGUGUUAAACCUGUUCACAGCACAUCCUUACAGGCUGAAAGGAAUCUUUUUUCUCAGUUUCUUCUCAAAAUGUUUGCCUUUUUUAAAUCACGUUUUGUUUCAUGUAUUUAUCUGCUUUAUGCCCCUUGGGAAGUUGUGCACCCUUAAAAAAUAUUUGUAAUUUGUAAAUAAGAGGCAGGCAGUUUAGUACCUCAUGAAAACUGCAGCUGAAAGUCUGAUGAGUGAGUAGUGAUAAGUGGUAAGCAGUCUAUCAAAGUUUAGAAAAAGAAAAAGCCUUUAUUAUUGCCAUACAUUUAUUGCCACACUUUUCCCUUUCUUCACAUAUCCAAUCUACAGAGGUUGGGGUUAGAGCACAUGAUACAGUGCCCCUGGAGCAAAGACAUCCUGACAUCCUGACAGUAGCAGCUUGGUGGUGCUGGGGCUUGAUCUGAUCAACAACAAUGUUGUUCCUAAACUUACAUUAACUUGCCAAUAAUCCAGAUUUACCUUGAUUUGUG
Hemibagrus wyckioides is the source of this 9917-nucleotide messenger RNA. It is a transcript of the gene cacna1g, whose product is annotated as calcium channel, voltage-dependent, T type, alpha 1G subunit. Gene Ontology annotation, cellular component: neuron projection; voltage-gated calcium channel complex; voltage-gated sodium channel complex. The coding region runs from base 727 to 8313 and encodes 2528 amino acids. Gene Ontology annotation, biological process: membrane depolarization during action potential; neuronal action potential; calcium ion transmembrane transport. Gene Ontology annotation, molecular function: voltage-gated sodium channel activity; low voltage-gated calcium channel activity. The record is from RefSeq and is a predicted model, not a curated record. NCBI's taxonomy places the organism in Eukaryota, Metazoa, Chordata, Actinopteri, Siluriformes, Bagridae. The transcript is spliced from 39 exons.